GACCUACACACAUUCCCCCUCGGAAGAAAAGCAGCACACACAGCAGCCGCCGCCGCCGCCGCCCAGAGAAUGGCCUUGCCGGCGAUCCCCGACGAGCUCCUGGUGGAAAUCCUCCUCCGCCUCCCCACCGCAGCCGACCUCAUCCGCGCCUCGGCCGCCUGCGUCUCCUUCCGCCGCCUAAUCGCCGACCGCUCCUUCACCCGUCGCUUCCGCAAGCUCCACCCGCCGCCCCUUCUCGGCUUCCUCGACACAGGGCGGCUUCGCUUCCACCCCGCCGUCCCGCCUCACCCCUCCGCGCCCGCGGCCAGGGCCGUCGCCAGCGCCGCCGACUUCUCCUUCGACUUCCUCCCCUCCCCUUGCUCCUCUCGGCCCUGGUCCGUGCAGGAUGUGCUUGACGGCCGCGUACUCCUCGAAAGGCCCCGCCCCCGCCGUCGCGAAUCUCCCUCCAAUGAGAUGGUCGUGUGCGACCCCUUGCACCGGCACUAUCUCUUGCUUCCCCGGAUCCCCGAUGACCUAGCCGCUUCGGUUGUCCACGCACAAGGGUUCUGCUACGAAGACUCCUGCCUCGUCCCUUCCGGCGACCACGAGGAGGCAGCUGCGACGGACGAGGCUUCAUUCAGGGUGAUCUGGAUGAUGCUGCUCCCAACUAAGCCGGUGAUCUUUGUCUUCUGCUCGGGCACAGGGCAAUGGCGAACAGUUCCAUCACUGACUUGGAGCGAGAUGUCGCCUGGCUUUGUGUUAUCGACACAUGUGUUUUCUUUCCUGAGGCGCCAUUACGCCCAUGGCUGUUUCUACUGGACUUCAUGCUCCACCGAGAAAUUCCUCGCGCUCGACAUCAGGAGGAUGGAGUUCUCCGUGGCUGUCCACCCACCCUGUGAAAGAAAACCGGGUGAGAAUGUGGUGAUCGCGGAGGCAGACCAAGGCAUGAUUCUCAUGUUUGUGCCUAAGCCUAACACGUCUCCCGUUAUUUAUACUGUUUGGCGAAACAAUGGUGGGAGGUUCACCCAGUGGCAGAUGGAGAAGCCAAUCACGCUGGAUUCUGGGUCCGGCCUCAUGGGUGCAGCGGGGAGGCAUUUGCUCCUAUAUUAUUGCGGAACCUCGUCGGUCGGCCGAAGUUGUUUCACGCGGGACGUUAACACAUUCCAGCUCGAGAGGGUGUGUUCUGCAUAUCCCAAACAGACACACGCAUAUUGCAACUUCCCACCGUCGCUAUUAUCGUCACCGACAGUGUCAAUUGGCACACACCAUGCUGACAUCCAGGGAGCGGGGGAUGAUGUGCCAGUGCCUCAACUACGAGAAUCUGACCCUGGAGGCGUGCAACGACUUGUUGCUCCGGCGGCCACCCGAGCUCCGAACCCCUGUUUCGCCACCGAAGGCACACACCAUGCUGACAUCCAGGGGGCGGGGGAUGAUGUGCCAGUGCCUCAAGUACGAGGAUCUGACUGUGGAGGCGUGGAAGGACCUGUUUUUCCGGCGGCCGCCCGAGCUUCAAACCCCUUGUUCGUCGUCGAAGCCGCACCCCAUGCUGAUGUCCGGCGGCAAGCAGGGGACGAUGUGCGAGUGCCUGAACUACGAGAAGCUGGCCCUGAAGACGUGACCUUGUGCAAUGCAGGCACACGCCACGUCUGCGCUGAUGCCCAGGGAGCAGGGGAUGAUGUGCUGGUGCCUAAACUACAAGAAGCUGACCCUGGAGGUGUGCAAGGACCUGUUGUUGCAGCGGCUGCCCAAGCUCCGACCCCCUCUUUCGUCGUCGAAGCCACACCCCAUGCUGAUGUCCGGGAAGUGGGGGGCGCUGUGCAGAUGCCUGAACUACGAGAAGCUGUCCCUGGAGGCGUGACCUUGUGCAAUGCAGGCACACGCCACGUCUGCGCUGAUGCCCAGGGAGCAGGGGAUGAUGUGCUGGUGCCUAAACUACAAGAAGCUGACCCUGGAGGUGUGCAAGGACCUGUUGUUGCAGCGGCUGCCCAAGCUCCGACCCCCUCUUUCGUCGUCGAAGGCACACCCCAUGCUGACAUCUGGGAAGUGGAGGACGUUGUGCCGGUGCCUGAAGCACGAGAAGCUGGCCCUGGAGGCGUGCAAGGACCCGUCCUCGCAUCCGCCGCCCAAGCCCCAAAACCCUCGUUCGACAACAAUGGUGCGGAGGCGGGUCGUGGUGGGGCGAGAAGAUGGCGCUGGGGCUGGGGCUGGACCUGCGGAGUCUGUAGGGGGCAGGUAGCCGAGGUGCGAGGAGACGAAGGACCGGAGUAGUAGUGCCAAGGCGUCCAGAAUGUGGUAGGCUGCUAGCUAGAUGGAGACAUGGAGUGGCCUGAUGAUCCUUUUUGUAAAGCUUAUUUGCUUGAUUUGUGUGGUGAUGGCCGUUGGGUACGAGCGAGGCACACGAGCAAGAGUGGCAGCUGUUCUGCUGGGAUUGCAAAGCUUUCGCCGUUGCGGCGUUGCGGGAUAUGACUGAUCGACGGUGCAGUUCAUCUUC
Messenger RNA from Triticum dicoccoides, 2470 nucleotides. RefSeq lists its product as uncharacterized. The record is from RefSeq and is a predicted model, not a curated record. Gene Ontology annotation, molecular function: protein binding. The transcript is spliced from 8 exons. The coding region runs from base 70 to 2247 and encodes 725 amino acids. Lineage: Eukaryota; Viridiplantae; Streptophyta; Magnoliopsida; Poales; Poaceae.